AGCAAACUUGAUGAUUACCAGGAACGAAUGAACAAGGGAGAACGUCUGAAUCAAGAUCAACUGGAUGCGGUGUCAAAAUACCAGGAAGUGACAAAUAAUCUGGAAUUCGCUAAAGAGCUGCAGAGGAGUUUUAUGGCUCUGAGCCAAGAUAUCCAGAAGACAAUAAAGAAGACAGCUCGCCGGGAGCAGCUGAUGCGAGAGGAGGCCGAGCAGAAGCGCCUGAAGACUGUGCUGGAGCUGCAGUUCAUUCUGGACAAGCUGGGCGACGACGAGGUGCGCAGCGACCUGAAGCAGGGCUCCAGUGGGGUGCCAGUGCUGACAGAGGAGGAGCUGACCAUGCUGGACGAGUUCUAUAAGCUGGUUUACCCUGAACGAGACAUGAGCAUGAGGUUGAAUGAGCAGUAUGAGCAAGCAUCUGUUCACCUGUGGGACUUACUGGAAGGCAAGGAAAAGCCAGUUUGUGGAACAACCUAUAAAGCACUGAAGGAGAUUGUGGAACGUAUUCUUCAAACUAGUUACUUUGAUAGCACCCAUAACCAUCAGAACGGGUUAUGUGAGGAGGAGGAGGCAGCGCCUGCGCCUGCAGUAGAAGACACUGUAGCAGAAGCUGAACCUGAUGCAGCAGAAGAAUUCACUGAGCCAACUGAAGUUGAAUCAACUGAGUAUGUAAACAGACAAUUCAUGGCAGAGACUCAGUUCAGCAGUAGUGAGAAGGAACAGGUAGAUGAGUGGACAGUUGAAACGGUUGAGGUUGUAAAUUCCCUGCAGCAACAGACCCAGGCUACAUCUCCUCCCGUUCCUGAACCCCACACGCUCACUACUGUGGCUCCAGCAGAUCCUCUGGUGAGAAGACAGCGAGUACAGGACCUCAUGGCGCAGAUGCAGGGCCCCUAUAACUUCAUGCAGGACUCUAUGCUGGAGUUUGAGAACCAAACGCUCGAUCCUGCCAUUGUAUCUGCACAGCCCAUGAAUCCAGCACAGAAUUUGGACAUGCCACAAAUGGUUUGCCCUCCAGUUCAUGCUGAGUCAAGACUUGCCCAGCCCAGUCAAGUUCCUGUGCAACCAGAAGCUACCCAGGUAAAAUGUUUA
Molecule: messenger RNA, 1089 nt
Organism: Merops nubicus (carmine bee-eater)
Lineage: Eukaryota; Metazoa; Chordata; Aves; Coraciiformes; Meropidae
Product: caprin-1-like
Exons: 10
Cellular component (GO): cytoplasm
Molecular function (GO): RNA binding
Source: RefSeq, a predicted model, not a curated record